Molecule: messenger RNA, 1719 nt
Organism: Pogona vitticeps (central bearded dragon)
Lineage: Eukaryota; Metazoa; Chordata; Lepidosauria; Squamata; Agamidae
Gene: CYP20A1
Product: cytochrome P450 family 20 subfamily A member 1
Cellular component (GO): membrane
Molecular function (GO): heme binding; iron ion binding; oxidoreductase activity, acting on paired donors, with incorporation or reduction of molecular oxygen
Source: RefSeq, a predicted model, not a curated record
GGCCGCCUGGCGCGCCGCUCUCGGGCUCGAUUGCUCUUGCCUGCCACCAGUCACCGCCUCCUUGCAAAAGCCCGGGCCGGGCGGAGAAGCUGUGGGCUGACCUGGGUUCGCCGCAGGGGACGUGGACGCUGGCUUGCUGGCUGGCUUGCUUCCCUCUCUCUAGCAGGCAGUUGGGGGGACCCCUGCAGCCAUGCUGGACUUCGCCAUCUUCGCCGUCACCUUCCUCCUCAUCUUGGUGGGAGCCGUGCUUUACUUGUGCCCGUCUUCCAGACAGGCUUCAGGAAUUCCAGGAAUGACUCCAACUGAUGAAAAAGAUGGGAACCUCCCAGACAUCAUAAGCAGUGGUAGCUUGCACGAGUUCCUGGUACAUCUCCACGAGAAAUAUGGCCCAGUUGUCUCUUUCUGGUUUGGACGGCGUCUUGUCAUCAGCUUGGGGUCCAUUGAUCUCCUGAAGCAGCACAUCAACCCUAACAGGACAUCGGACCCCUUUGAAACAAUGCUGAAGUCCUUGUUGCAGUAUCAGUCUGGCCUUGGCGGAGGUGUGGGCGAGAGCUGCUUAAGGAAAAAGCUCUAUGAGAAUGGUGUGACCAAGUCAUUGCAGAGCAACUUCCCUGUCAUCCAGAAGCUGUCAGAAGAGCUGCUGGCAAAAUGGUUGUCCUUCCCAGAAUCUCAGCAUGUGCCCCUCAGCCAACAUAUGCUGGGUUUCGCCAUGAAGGCUGUCACGCAGGCGGCGAUGGGCAGCCGGUUUGAAGAUGACCAAGAAGUAAUCCGAUUCCGUAAGAACCACGAUGCGAUCUGGGCAGAAAUUGGAAAGGGUUUCUUAGAUGGGUCCCUGGACAAAAGCGUGACCAGGAAAAAGUUGUAUGAAGAUGCUCUGAUGGAGAUGGAAUUAGUCUUGAAGAAAGUCAUAAAAGAACGACAGGGAAAGAGUUUCAGCCGGCAUAUCUUCAUAGAUUCUUUACUUCAGGGGAACCUGAAUGACAAGCAGAUUUUGGAAGACACUAUGAUAUUCUCCCUGGCAGGGUCCAUCAUCACCGCAAAGUUGUGCACCUGGGCAGUCUAUUUCUUGACUACCUCAAAAGAUGUUCAGCAGAAACUCUACCAGGAGAUGGACCGAGUUCUCGGAAAGGGCCCCGUUACACAUGUGAAAAUUGAGCAACUCAGAUAUUGCCGGCAGGUUCUGUGCGAGACGGUGAGGACGGCGAAGCUGACACCCAUCGCUGCACGGCUUCAAGAGCUGGAGGGCAGAGUUGACCAGCAUGUUCUUCCCAAGGAGACUCUUGUGCUCUGUGCUCUCGGCGUGGUGCUGCAGGACAGCGCAACCUGGUCACUGCCAUAUAAAUUCGAUCCAGACAGAUUCCAUGAUGAAUCUGCCAUGAAAAACUUCUCUCUCCUGGGUUUUUCAGGAAGUCAAGAGUGUCCUGAACUGAGGUUUGCCUAUACGGUGGCUAUGGUCUUGCUGAGCGUGAUUGUGAGGAAGCUCCACCUGCAUCCCGUGGAAGGUCAAGUCAUGGACACUAAAUAUGAGUUGGUCACAUCCCCUAAGGAGGAAGCAUGGAUCACCAUAUCUAAGAGAAACUGAGAGGAGAACUCCAGUCGUACUGUGGCAGAAGAGCCCACCGGGUCACUUUCCGAUAUUUUGAUGUAAUCAUCUUUAGAUGCUCUUGGCUUAAAACACUUCUGUUCUAUAAUGAAAAUGGCAUCAGCCCAUAAAAUCUG